Messenger RNA from Passer domesticus (house sparrow), 874 nucleotides. RefSeq names its product beta-2-microglobulin (gene B2M). The transcript has 4 exons. Lineage: Eukaryota; Metazoa; Chordata; Aves; Passeriformes; Passeridae. The coding region runs from base 72 to 434 and encodes 120 amino acids. The record is from RefSeq and is a predicted model, not a curated record.
GAGGCUAUAAAAGGCGGAGUGCGGGCAGGGGUGGGACAUUCCGGGAAACGGCGAGGCGGCGGCGAGCGGCGAUGGCGCGGGGGGCCCUGGCGCUCGGUGUGCUUGCGCUGCUGGCGCUGCUCGGCCUGGGGGCGGCCGCUGAGGCACCGAAGGUCGAAGUCUACGCCCGUUCACGCGCCGAGGAGGGAAAGGAGAACACCCUCCACUGCUUUGUCACUGGCUUUCACCCGCCCAAGAUUAACAUCACACUCCUGAAGAACGGGGAGCCCAUUCCCGGCGUCAAGUACGGGGACUUGUCCUUCAACGAGAAGUGGCAGUUCCAGCGCCUGGUCUAUGUGCCCUUCGUCCCCACAAGGGGUGACAGCUUCUCUUGCAGGGUGAUGCAUUCCACCAUGCCAGAGGCACGCGAUUACCUCUGGGAACCAGACUUCUGAGCUGUGUCUGGAUGAUCCAUGAUUUGAGACAUUCUUCUUACAAGUCAGCGUCCUCAAGCUUCUGUCUAUUCUUCAUCACAGCCACAAGACUGAUCAACUUUCUUGCAGAAAUUUGCUAAUAAGCCUUGUUAAAAAUAUCACCUAACCACAGCAUCAAGGAAGCCCUCCAGGCUUUUUGAACACGUAGCUAAAAAUGCCCGCAUUACUGCUUAAAAAACAAUGGUAACUCUUCACUGCUCAAAAAUUUGCAGGAUUUGCAUAAUAAACUGCUGGUCCUUAAAAUGUUCCUUCAUUUGACAAGUUGAUUUCACAGGCUCUGAUGGCCACUGGGUUGUGGGUGGGUAUGUAGCCUUGGUGGCAUGAUGGGCACUUGAGCUUUUUAUAUCCCACUGCGAAGAUGCAAGAACACUUUUCCAUCAAUAAAAAGAGAAUUAAAGAUA